Molecule: messenger RNA, 1158 nt
Organism: Pleuronectes platessa (European plaice)
Lineage: Eukaryota; Metazoa; Chordata; Actinopteri; Pleuronectiformes; Pleuronectidae
Gene: gar1
Product: GAR1 homolog, ribonucleoprotein
Exons: 6
Coding region: 6-695 (229 amino acids)
Biological process (GO): ribosome biogenesis; snoRNA guided rRNA pseudouridine synthesis
Cellular component (GO): box H/ACA snoRNP complex
Molecular function (GO): box H/ACA snoRNA binding
Source: RefSeq, a predicted model, not a curated record
AGGACAUGUCUUUCAGAGGAGGCGGAGGACGAGGCGGCCGAGGAGGAGGUGGAGGUUUUAACCGAGGUGGAGGAGGUCGAGGAGGGUUCGGUGGAGGCCGAGGUGGAGGAGGCAGAGGGGGCUUCGGUGGUGGUAGAGGAGGCAGAGGAGGAGGAGGAGGCUGGCAGGACUACGGUCCUCCUGAAUACGUCGUGGCCGUGGGAGAGUUCAUGCAUCCAUGUGAAGAUGAUAUUGUGUGCAAGUGCACAACAGAGGAGAGCAAGGUUCCCUACUUCAAUGCCCCCGUGUACCUGGAGAACAAGGAGCAGAUCGGGAAGGUGGACGAGAUCUUCGGCCAGCUCCGGGAAUUUUAUUUUUCAGUCAAACUCUCAGACAAUAUGAAGGCGUCUUCGUUUAAGAAACUUCAGAAGUUUUAUAUAGAUCCAAUGAAGCUUCUCCCACUGCAGAGAUUUCUUCCCAGGCCGCCAGGAGAGAAGGGGCCGCCGAGAGGAGGCCGAGGAGGAAGAGGUGGUGGGCGUGGAGGUGGAUUUCGAGGGGCCCGAGGUGGAGGAGGAUUUAGAGGCGGUGACCGUGGGGGCCGCGGUGGAUUUGGCCGUGGUGGAGGAGGAUUUAGAGGCGGUGACCGUGGUGGAGGAGGUUUCAGAGGAAGCAGAGGAGGAAGUAGUGGUGGACGUGGAUUCAGAGGUGCGAGGUGAUCUGGUGGAUCUUUUCAUCCCUGUCUACACCUGCAUCAGCAAAAAGACUGCAUUCAGUACCAGUGUCUGGCCAGUUGGAGGCAAUGUCCAUAUACUGAUUCAAUUUGUAGAACCUGUGGCUUUUCACAUUUUUUUAUUUUUGUACCAGUUUUGAAGAUGUGAUGAAUCAUCGCGUUAUUUAAAAGGUGAAACAUGACUGGGACCUUUUCGGCCUGUUGUGAAGGGUUCUAGGCUCCUUCUGCAAACAGGCUCAUCAUUAUCCUGUUUCCGAUUGUGUUAAAGUGUUGUUCAUGAUUUCAGGAGAGACAUUCACAAUUUCCCCGAAUUACUUUUGUCAGAUGUGGGGAAAUGUGUUAUGGGAAAUGUACUUUGAGUGGAAGUUGAAAUCAUUUUAAUGCUUAUAAUUUGUAAAAUCUUAAACCUACUGUUUUGUUAAAGACCUUGAUUAAAAGGUGCUUUGUAA